Acanthosepion pharaonis is the source of this 1065-nucleotide messenger RNA. Lineage: Eukaryota; Metazoa; Mollusca; Cephalopoda; Sepiida; Sepiidae. The record is from the annotation of a GenBank genome assembly.
AUGGCAUUCCUCGUCUACCCAUCGCUGAAUAUCUAUCUAUCUAUCUAUCUAUCUAUCUAUCUAUCUAUCUCUAAUAUCUCUGCCAUUCCCCCCUCUCUCUCUCUCUCCCCCUCUCUCUCUUUCUCUCUCUCUCACUCGCUUUCUUUCUCUUUUAUAGAAUCGACUAAAGAAUGGAGUUUUAUUCGUUCUUCCAUUUCCUUUAUUUUAGCUUCAUGGCGUCUUUCUUUCCACCUCGUUCUUAUAUUUCUCUACUGCGUUCUUUUUCGUCAUUAUGAAUUCUAUUUCUCUCUUAUUUUCACCAACUCCUUCUUUAUCUUCUUCGCUAUUCUUUCUUGUCUAUUCUUUUCUAUUUUCUUUAAUUUAAUCACGAAUCCUUUUCCUGGUCUGUUACAAAACUGCAAACUGUUCACAUUUAUUAAAAUCAUUCUUCCUCUUCCUCUCAUUCUCCUUUCCUUCUCCUUCUACAUAUCUUUUCAUUUUUCCCCUCUUCUUCUUCUUCUUCACCCCUUUUCUCUCUUUUUUCCUUUAUUUUCAUUCCUCUCUUCUCAGUCUUCCUUUUUUCUCAUUCUUCCUCUCUUCGCAUUUUCCUUUUCUCAUUCUUCUUCUCUUAUAAUUCUCCCUUCCUUCUCAUUCUUCCUCUCUUUUUAUUCUUCCUUCUUUCACAUUCUCUUUCUCUUCUCAGGUUUCCUCUCUUUUCACUCUUCCUCUCUUUUCAAUCUUCUCUUCUCAUUCUUCCCCUCUUUUCAUUCUACCUCUUAUCUCAUCUUCAUGUACCCACAGAAACAAACUGGCAACGUAUAUCUGCAUUUUCUUCAAAUAAAACAAGCCUCAUUUCAUUUCCUUCCUUCCUUCCUUCCUUCCUUCCUUCCUUCCUUCCUUCCUUCCUUCCUUCCUUCCUUUUCUUUCUUUCUUUCUUUUUUUCUUUCUUCCUCCCUUCCUUGCUUCCUUUCAUCCAUUCAUUCAUUCAUUCCUAUCUAUCUUUUCUGGUCUUUCCUCCCUCCUUUAAUACAUACCUACUUAAAUACUUACAUACCUAGCUAUCUAUCUAUCUAUCUAUCUAUCUAA